UUCUUUGUUUAAUCAAUGGUUGACGCUACUUUUUAGCGUCAAUGAAAUUGUACUUUAGUGACAAGUGAAUAUCAGCUGAUGUCAGAUGACAGGUGACGGAUAGUGACAGAUCAAUAUCGUCUCCAUCCGCAACGUUCGAAACGCAAAGACUGAACAGUAUUUCGCAUUAAACGCAAUUUAUCAUUAAAAAUCUCAGUCAUAACCUCGAAGAUGAUGCAGCAAGAACCUACGGCCUACGAUCUGGCGUAUCGCGGCAAAACCGCUGCCGUCAAGAUCCUGUUGAACGAGAACGAGAAGCUGAAGACGCAAACCGACAGCAACGGCCGCAUGUUGAUACAUUGGGCAGCGCUGGGUGGCCACGAUGACCUCGUCAGGCAUUUGCUGUCUCUCGACGUACCUGUGGAUCCUGUGGACGAUACGGACAUGACUCCCCUGAUCCUGGCGUCGUCCGCCGGUCGCGAGAAGGUCGUCAACACGCUGCUGACCGAGGGGGCGAACGUGAACGCGAUGACCAUCGACGGCCAUUCGGCUCUGCAGUACGCCGCCUCCAAGAACUGGAAGUCCAUCUGCGUCGCGUUGCUCGACAAGGGCGCCGACGUGAACAUCGCGGAUAAACGGGGCGCCACCCCGCUUCACAGAUCCGCCUCAAAGGGCAACAUCGCCAUCGUGGAACUCCUCAUAGAGCACGGGAAGAAAUUGAAUAUAGAUCAAAGGGACGCGUAUGGUAACACGCCGUUGCAUCUCGCUUGCGAGGAGAACCGCGUGGAAGAGGCGAAGCUGCUGGUGACGCGCGGAGCGGACCUGGCGAUCACCAACAGGGAGCGCAAGACCCCGUUGGAUCUCGCGAGUCCCGGUUUGGUCCGAGAGCUCGAGGAAAUCAAGCGAGAGGCCGCGUCGAAAUAAAAGAAACGCGCUCCGAUCCUUCCGUUUUAUUUAAGUUUCGUUUAAAUAAGUCUCCAAUAAAUUCAUCACGAUCGAGUUUCCUUCCUUCAAAUUUAUUGUAUGCCUCUCUUCUCUCU
Molecule: messenger RNA, 1019 nt
Organism: Camponotus floridanus (Florida carpenter ant)
Lineage: Eukaryota; Metazoa; Arthropoda; Insecta; Hymenoptera; Formicidae
Product: 26S proteasome non-ATPase regulatory subunit 10
Exons: 4
Coding region: 211-903 (230 amino acids)
Molecular function (GO): protein binding
Source: RefSeq, a predicted model, not a curated record